Dendrobium catenatum is the source of this 3720-nucleotide messenger RNA. Its product is annotated as putative disease resistance protein RGA1. The transcript has a single exon. Bases 294 to 3434 code for a protein of 1046 amino acids. The record is from RefSeq and is a predicted model, not a curated record. Lineage: Eukaryota; Viridiplantae; Streptophyta; Magnoliopsida; Asparagales; Orchidaceae. Gene Ontology annotation, molecular function: ADP binding; protein binding. Gene Ontology annotation, biological process: defense response to other organism.
GUAAAAGAAAAAAAAUAGUUCUGGAUAGGAGAAAUUCUGGAUGGGAAGCAGCAUCCAGAUUAUGUCUACUGUCUACAUAUUUAUAUAUGGUAUAUAUCCAAUUUAUGUAACCACUAUAAACAUACACUUACAAUAAUCUGUUCAAAACGUGUGGUCGAGAGUUGUUGCUUGUUCGUUUCCUUGCCCGUCUCCAUCUAUCUUCCUUUAAAUUUACCAGCCUCCUUAAGCAUCCAGCAAGCUAAGCUAAGCUAAGCUAUUCUCCUUCUUCAGCAAUCUCCUUCAGCAAGCUCAACAUGGCGAUGAUCUUGGAUGCUUUUAUGAGUAAAUUCUCCACUUUGCUUGCUGAUUUUGUCUAUGAAGAGGUGAUCAAAGUGCUAGGUGUGAAGGAGGAGCUUCAAGAGCUACGUCGUCGGAUGAGAAGCAUCCAAUGCCUACUAAAAGAUGCUGAAAAGAAAAAGUUUGGAGAGUCAUCCACCGAACUCUGGCUUUCUGAGCUUAAGGAUGUGAUGUACGAUGCUGAGGAUAUCAUUGACCUCUGCAGAAUUGAGGGCGCCCAACUGCUCGCUGAUCAAAAUCCUGAACCUAAAACUUCUUCAGUACGUUGCGAUUUCUCAUCUGCCUUCUCUUGUUUCACUAGUGUUCCUUUGCGUCAUGAGAUCGGAAAUAGAAUUGAGGAAAUUAAUAAUAGACUCAACAAGAUAUAUGAAAGUAGAAAACAUUUUAAACUAGAGAAAUCCACAAUAAUAGAAACCCCAGAAAUUACUGUAGUUGAUUCUCGUCAAACUUCUUCCAUGGUUGAUCCUUUUGCUGUCGGAAGAGAGGUCGAUGUUGCAGCAAAUAGUUUGGUUGAACGUUUGCUUGGAGAGAAGGGUGAUGAAAAAUGUCUUCUUUUUGCAAUUACUGGCAUGGGUGGGAUAGGGAAGACGACUCUGGCUCAAAAGAUUUUUAACCAUCCCAAAAUUAAGGCCUUUUUCAAUUUAGAUCCUGUAUGGGUUUGUGUUUCGCAGACUUACUCAGAAAUUGAGUUGUUGAAGCAAGUAAUAAGAGGGGUAAAGGGGAGCUAUGGAGAUGCUAAUACUAAAUCAGAGCUACAAACCAUUCUUAGUAAUUCUGUUGCUUUAGGCCAGAGCCUUUUUCUUGUUUUGGAUGAUGUGUGGCUUGCGGAUGUGUGGGUUGAUUUGCUUAGGGUCCCAUUGUACAACUCGAAUAGUAGCGUCAAAGUCUUAGUUACAUCUAGAUAUGAAAAUGUUGCUAUGGAUAUUAAGGCAGCGUACAUUCACCCUGUGGCACAUCUUUCUCAAGAUAGUAGCUGGGAUAUGCUACGUAGGAGGCUUUUCUCAGAGGAACAAGAGGAGCUAGAGAAUAGUUUGAAGGAGCUAGGAUUUGAGAUAGUAAAAAGAUGUAAAGGCCUUCCUCUUGCAAUCAAAGCCAUUGCUGGUGUUCUUUCAAGUAAACCACGCACUAAGAAAGCCUGGAAAAUUUUUCUCAAUGAUAAUGCAUGGUCUAUUUACAACCUUCCUAAGGAGCUUAGCGGUGCUCUAUACCUUAGUUUUGAAGAUCUACCUUCACAUCUAAAGCAAUGUUUUCUAUACUUCUCUUUAUAUCCUGAGGAUGAAAGGUUAGAUCUGCAUGAGCUUGCUCAGCUUUGGGUAGCUGAAGGAUUCAUAACAAAGCAACAAGAUUCAUUAACCGAAUAUUUAGCAGAAGAAUGCUUCAAUGAGUUACUAAAUCGAAAUCUUUUGCUACCAAAAAAUGAUUAUGGUAAGUGCCAGAUGCAUGAUGUUAUCAGAUCUCUAGCCAUUUUUUUAUCUAAAGAAGAAACUUCAUUUGGAGCUUUAAAUGUGAGGAACUCCACCACAUCCAUCAAGCUUCGUCGUUUAUCAGUUGCAAGACAAGAAACAUCAAUUGAAAUACUCAAUUAUGUUGUAGAUCAGGGAGCACUGAGAACAUUGCUUGCUUCAUAUUCUGAUCUAUUGUUGGAUGAUGAAAGAUUGAGGCAGCUUUCACAUCUACGUGUCCUGGACAUUUCUAAUACACAGAUUCAAAUACUUCCUGACUAUAUAGGAAAGCUACUGCAUUUGAGGUAUCUUAAUUUGAACGAUACACAUAUAAGAGCAAUACCGGAAUCCAUAGGGCAAUUAACAAACUUACAAUUUAUGAAAAUAAGCUCUUGCAGAAAAUUGAGGCAACUUCCUAGUGGAAUCACUGCGUUACACAAUCUAAGAUGCCUUGAUAUUGAUGCAACUCCUGUUAGUUUCAUACCAAAAGGAAUAGAGAAUUUGCAACAGCUUAAUUAUCUGAGUGGCUUUGUGGUGGCCAACAAUGACUCUAGUAGCAAAUUGGAAAAGUUGAAUUCUUUGAAACAGAUAAGAAUGCUCAAAAUUGACAACUUGAAGAGACCUCAAAGUGAAACCAUAAUUCUUAAAGAAUUACCUAACCUUUUUACUUUGAAGUUGGAGUUCUCCAUGGACAACUCAAGUCCCAGUAAGGAACAAGAACUAGCUGUAGAGGAGCUAUUUGACAAGAUAAUACCUCCACAAAGUUUAGAAGAUUUCACAAUAUCAAGCUUCUUCGGUCGCCGUUUCCCCAAUUGGAUGGUCUCGUCUCCUUUUGAAAUUUGUGUUCCAAAUUUAACUAAAUUGGUGUUCAAUCGCAUAAACUCAUGUGCUCAGCUCCCUCCAUUAGGUCAGUUGCCAGAACUUAAAGAUCUUCGUAUGUUCUAUGUGACUAAAGUAAAGAAAAUUGGACCAGAAUUUUUUGGUAGUGACAUCAAUUUGACUGGAUUUUCUUUCCCUCGUCUUGAAAAGCUUCUAAUCUCCAAUUUUCCUGAGUUAGAAGAAUGGUCUUUUGACGCACAAGUUGAGCAAAAUGCAUCUCCAAAACUCAAGUUGCUACCAUGUUUACAGGAGCUAACAAUCAAUUAUUGCCCAUUGCUAAAACAACUACCAAAAAGUCUAAAGUACUCUACUAUAAAGUUUCUCAGGAUAAGUGGUGCUCGAAGCCUAAAAUUAGAUGACAGUCUUCCUGCUGAAAUUGAGGAACUACGCUUAAUUAAUUGUGAAAAUUUAAAAAAGAUAUGUUGCACUCCUACAUUAAAGAAGCUCUAUGUUGAUGAAAGAAAUGUUGAAAGAUGGGAAGCUUUGUCUUGCGUGGAAAAACUUGAUUCAUUGCAGGAAUUGUCUUUCACUAAUUUUGCAUUGAAGAGCCUUCCAGAGUGGCUAUUGAAACUUCUUCAACAACGAGGGUUGCAAAAUGAUUCUAAUGAUGACUUCCACCUUGACUUGAGGUGCAGUCAAGAGGUUGUUCAAAAAUGCCUAAAAGGAGGUAUUUAUUGGGACUUAAUUCAACACAUUUCACAAGUAUAUGUCUAUGGUGAUGGGCAUCAUCUUCGAUAUAGGAAAGAACCCUAUGUUUACAAACAUAUCUCUAAUUAAUUCAGAUGUUAUUGUGGAGCUUUAUUAAGGAUUAUUAAGUUAUCAUGAUGUCGUUUGUAUCACAGUGAGAGUGAGCAUGUUUCUUUGUAUAAUUGUGAGUGCGCUACAUAUAGUUCCAUGGUACUUACUGUUUGUAUGCUUUUCUUAAUUUGUGUGGGCUCAUCCUUCACGAUUGGAUUUCUUCUGCUUCUGCUUUCUUCUGUUGUUGGUUUAAAAUGAUUAUUGUGUAAGAAUUUAUUUGUAAGCUCUUUCAAGGAAUAAUAAAAUGUGCUUGCAUUAUUUAUUA